AUGAGAAGACCAUAAAGUGCAUAAGUUACCAAAAUACUUAUCAAUAGACCCAAAGAUGAAAUAAUUGAAACUAGACAACAACUUAAUUAAAUUACUGAAGAACAUAGGAAAAUUAAAACUCAAAAUAUGCAACUCAAAGUAUAACCUAAAUAAAUACUUAGAGAUAACUUAUGAAAUAUGAACAUAUAGAUGAGAAUCUUAUAAACUCUUAAUAAUUAUUAGGACGAACUUCUGAAUAACCUAGUAUAGUCCCUACACUUAAAUAUAAAAUUAGACUCUAAUAAAAUGAAAUUGAAAUUUUAAGAUAAUAAUUAUCAGCAUAAUAAAAAUAAAUGAAAAUCACCUCAAUCCAAGAAUUAUAGUUUUAAAUUCAAUAAUAUUAAGAAGAAACUGUUAAACUUAAAUAAAUGCUUGAUGAGGCAUUAAAUCUUAAAAAUGAAACCUAAAAAUCUUAAUAUAUUGGUUAUUUAUCGAAAAUUCAAGAAUUAAAAUUAGAAAUCAAAUAAUAUAUUUAACUUUGUGAAAACUAACAAAGAGAUAUUAAAUAAUUAUAAUAAUAAAUCAAAUUUUAAUCAGAUCAAUUAUAAUAAUUAAAUAUUGAAAAAAAAAAAUUUGAAAACCUAUUCAAAGAAACUUAAAUAUAAAAACCUUAACAAUUAGAAAACUCUUAAACUUUCACUAAAUAAGUUGUAAUCAAAGACCCAAAAAGAAAAGAAGAUACUCCUGAAUAUUCUAUAAAUGAAAAUACAUUAUUACCUUAAUUAUUAGAAAAAGAUAGAAAAAUUCAUGAUCUUGAAGAAAACUUAACAAGUCUUAAUAAAACUCAUAAUGCAAAAAUCAAUCAAUAACUUUAAUUCAUUGAAUAAUAGAAUGCUUAAUUAGGAAUGAAAUAGAACAUAAUUUAAAAUUUAGAAUAAGAAAUCAAUAAAUUAGAACUCUAAAUUAAAGAUAUCAAACUUAAAACUUAGUAAAUGAUGUAAAAUAAAGUUUGUGAAGAAAAAGGUACAUAAAUCUAACAUAAAUCUAAAUGUACAAUUUAAGAGAUUAAAUCUAUCUUAAGAUUUAGAUUAAAGAGAUCAAUGAUAGAAUAAAAAGAAAUUUCAAAUUUACUAUUAAAAAAAGGAGAUUAAAGAUUCUUUUCCAUCUAAUCACAAUUUUAAAAGUAACUUUAUUUUUUAAAAUAGAUUUCCUUUUAACUUGAACAUUGAACAAUCAUAUCUUAUUACAAUGUUUUUAUUAACAGAAGAAUCAGCAUUUGGUUAAAAUGUUUUGGAAAAAGAUUUACCAUAAUAAGUUCUCAAAUCAAGAAUAUUCCAUUUAUUACCUUCAUAUGAAUUACUUACUAUAGAAGAAGAAGGAUAAUUAUUUCAAUGCAUAUCUAGAAAAAUCCUUAAUAAGAUAAAUUAAUUAUAAGAUUCUGUUAAAUAAAUUAAAAGAACUGAAAAGUAAUUUUUAAUUAUUAUAUAAUUAGAUCAAAUAUUAAAGAUGGAUUUUGCCUUCCAAAAUAAUUGUUAGAAGCAUUUACUUUUAUUUUAGAUAAUUCUCUUUCAGAAAAAGAAGCUGAAUACUUAUUUUAAUUAAAUUUUGAAAUUUCUAAAUCUCCUAUACUUAUAAAUAUAUCCAGAUUAGUUUCUUUAUUUUAAAUGAAACCAAAAUCAGGAAUUAGCAAAAUUUGUAAGAUUUUACAAUAUAUUUAAUAGAGAAAGAAUUAACAUUAUAUCAAUCUACAUUGUUAUUUUCAUACAAUAAAGAAGCAAUCGUUAAACCAAAAAGUAAAAAAUUAUUUUUAUAUUAGGACCAUCUAUAUUAUUAAAUUAGAAUAUUUCUCCAAAAUAAAAUAUGGCAGGAUAAUAAAAGAUAUUAAAAUUAAAUUAAGCCUUUUCAGUAAUUGAAAUUAUUCCAAUUAUUAAAAAAAAACCAAUAUUUUCAAUAUCAAAUAGUAUAUCAAUACAACUUGGAAAAUAAAAAUAAUAAAAACUUUUUAAACCUAAUUCUACUUAAACAGAUGAAAUUGAAUUAGGUCUUGAUAAAAAACUGAAAAGUCUUGGAAUUAAUUAGAUUAUUUAAUUAAGCUGGGUUCAUUUAGUAAAAAAAACUGAUAUUUCAGUAUCUUGUAUAAAAGAUGAAAUGACCAUUAUAAAACAAAUAGAAUUUUCUAAAAAUUUUAGAAAAGAAAAAGUUGAAAAAGAAAUUUAAUGUGAUUUGCAACAAAUAAAUUAAAUAUCUGUUUUUAAAGAGGAAAAAGUAGAAUAAACUUAAUUUUUUACAUAAGUUGAUAAUGAGAAAAGAUUAGAGGAAGUAAUAGAAGAAAACAAAUAAUUGAAUAAGGAAGAAUUUAUAGAUAAAAAGGAGGAUAAAGAAAUAUAACAUGAAUAAAAAUUUUAAUAAGAAUAAAAUUAAAAAAUUGAAGAAUAAUUAGAUAAUUUUGAAUAAAAAAAAUAACAAGAGCCGAUAUAUGAAUUAUAAUAAAAUUAGGAAUAAUAAUAGGAUUAGAUUGAUUUAAACGAAAAUUAGGAAAUUGAAAAAAUUGUAACCCUUUAUUUAGAAACAGUUAUAGAAAGAUUUAUAAUACAUGAAGAAGAAGUAAAAAAAGGAUAAAAUUGAUUUUGAAUAUUCGUC
This is a messenger RNA of Paramecium sonneborni, 2619 nucleotides long. The record is from the annotation of a GenBank genome assembly. Lineage: Eukaryota; Ciliophora; Oligohymenophorea; Peniculida; Parameciidae.